Molecule: messenger RNA, 475 nt
Organism: Hermetia illucens (black soldier fly)
Lineage: Eukaryota; Metazoa; Arthropoda; Insecta; Diptera; Stratiomyidae
Product: turripeptide Pal9.2-like
Exons: 3
Coding region: 127-423 (98 amino acids)
Molecular function (GO): protein binding
Source: RefSeq, a predicted model, not a curated record
GAUUUUCACGCAGUUAUUACUAUUAUUAGCUUCGAGCUGCCACAUUUAUGCAUUGAAACCACUAAACUCAGUACAAGCUUGAACUUUCACCUGAAGCAUUUCGCAUUUUCUAACGAUAAAGUAGAGAUGAAAUUUGUUCUGUUGUUUGUUGCAAUCACAGUGAUAGUAAAAGUUGCUGCAGAGGUAAAAUGUGAUCCAAGGUGUGCUCGUAUCUUAAGCCCUGUUUGUGGGCUGAAUUCAAGGAAGGAAGAAAAAACUUUUCCGAAUAAAUGCGUGUUGAAGCUGGUGAACUGCGAAGAAAAGGAAGAUUAUGUCAUAAUUCACAAGGGGGUGUGCAAGGAAGUACCCCAACCUACAUCGCGCCGUACUACAGUUGCAACGGAAGGAAACAGGACCACAACUCCUGCAUCCUUGCCGAGGUAGUUUUUCAUAAUAAGAUGGUUUGUUAAUUUCCAAAUAAACUGCUUACCUUCAA